AAGACGGAGUUUUUUGUGCAACUGUACGAGAAGCGAAGGGAAAAAAGCCACAAGCCCAGUUACGAAUGCAGUGUUGUAGUUUUAUUUCAUUAGCAUUCAAAUUCAAGUUGAAAAUGAGCGGCUCCGGCUGUAGCUGCUUCUACAGCUACACCUUGUUAUUUAUAUCGUAUUUUUCUUAUGCGACUAGCUGUAGCAGUAGCUAAGUACUUUCAUUUGGCAUAAUUUAGCACUAGUAUUACUGAUAACCUGUUUUUUUACCGAUACCGCCUCAAGGGCGUGGAGGUCUGCGAGUGCGAGCUGUGGACAAUUAUAUUAAUAUCAAAGUGUUAACAGCAUAAGAUUAGGAACCUCUACCUCUUAUUACCUACAACAGCAUAUUAUCGAAGAUGCACCAAGUGAAAAAACUUCUCAACUGUCAAUAUCUAACAAAGAAGUUACAACGAAGCAGCCACGUCGUCAGGAGCGGGAGCAGGAAGCUUGUUCGGAGAGCAUGAGCAGUCUUCUAUCCUAGACAACAAUUCCACCUGGCCGGCGCUAAAAGAUGAUGAUUUGGAGCAGCUCGAAGACGAAUAUUUUUGGGCCACUGUGGCACAGCAUCCAGAGCUUCCGGCAAUUUUUGGCCGAGGAAGCAAUGGUAAGCGCUGGAGACGGAGGCCGGAAGAGAAGACCGAGAGAAAAAUAAAAGAAGAAACGACAACAUCAUCGUCAGAUGGAACGGAAAAUAAAGGUGAACAAGAUCAUGAUGCUCUGGGCGGAGAAGGUGAUCAUGAUGAUGAGAAAGACAGUAAGAAAACGAAAUGUAGUACGACGACAACGACGAAAAAGAAUAGCAGUGUGCUCGACGAAGAAACUCAGAUGAAACCGGUGGGAAGUAGUUCAGCAGCUACCAACAAGGACGCAGCGCACACCUCUCGCUGCCUCGACUCAUCGCACCUCGGCAACAAGUGUCACGAUUCGGAGCAGACAGCGGGCAUGACACGUAGAAGAUCGGAGCAGGAGGUAAGGAGCACGAAUUUCGUGUACAGGGCUGAUGGCACUGUGGGUGUCGACCUGCCAAUUGGACCUACGAUUAGAUUCGGGCCAACUGUGCGCGGCUUUCGGUCACCUUUGCGUCUUGCUGAGGCCAUUCGUAGCGCUGAUACUCUGGACGAUUAUCGGCGUUCAUCUUCAAUCAGAAAGGGCAAGGGAGACAAGAAGAACGAUGUUGAGUUUUGGGAGGAGCACGCUUCUGCUUUUAUUGGUUCUACGAGUACGACUAAUGAAGUGAAAGAAGCAGCAUCAACGUCGCCAUUCGAGGAGGAAAGCACUGGUGAUCAAGUAGAACAAGAAUCCGAGGUAGAAGAAGAAGAACUCAAGGACCACAGACAUGCGCAAGCAGGACCUCAUCUCGUCACAGAGAAAAAUGAAAAGAAUCUGACACCGGACGUCGAGCAGCAAAGAGAAGGAGGAGUUGCUGCAUCGGAGCAGGAUGCUGAUACGGCAGAUGGUCGUGUGGCGAAGGUCAUGACUCCGAAAGCUGCACGUGUCGUCCUGAAUGCCUCCUCCAGCGACCGCAAGGCGCCGUCUGUGUCUGCUUCGUCAGCAGGUAGCAGAGAAGGUGAAGACAAUGAACUCGACGCAUCACAUCAGACGAAGUCUUCUUCGUUGGUCGAAUCCCGUACGUCACCUGCUACUUCGGCGAGAGAAACUACGCAACACGCAACUUUUCUUGAUAUCGAAGCGCCCGCAUCCUCUCCUGAAACGACUGCUGCUCCAAAAAAAGGUGCUUCUCGAGAGUUCGCUACGACACAGGAUGCUUCAGUGGCUGAUCAGACCGACUCGGGCAAGAGUUAUCGUAAACGAAACACGAGACCGAAAUUAGGCGCCUUUCCUACGGACGUC
Messenger RNA from Amoebophrya sp. A25, 1881 nucleotides. The record is from the annotation of a GenBank genome assembly. NCBI's taxonomy places the organism in Eukaryota, Dinophyceae, Syndiniales, Amoebophryaceae.